AUGGCCGACGAGGGCGGCGGCGCCGAAGCUUGCGAUGAACUCGAUGGACAGCGGAGAGCGGACGGCUGGGUGCAGUCUGGCGGGCAUAGAACCGCGACGUUCAACGGCCAGGAUGCAGAACAAAGUAGCCGCUGGUCUCUGCUGUUCAAGCCUUCAAGGGUGGCUUCCCGUCCAUGCCGCGCCGCGCCGCCGCCUUGCUUGCCUCCUCCCUCCACCCUCCCACCGCACCGGCGGCCGCCGCCCCGGCGUUUCAUGUCCAGGCUCCUGCCCCGCAUCACCGCUCUCCCCAGCCGCCGCCGCAGCCACAACCCGGUCUCCCCCGCCCUCGCGGCGUCGCUCGCGCAGGUCCUCGCCACCCGCUCCACCAACCCGGCCUGGGUGCGCUCCCUCGCCGCGCUCCUCCCGUCCCCUCUCUCCGACGGCCGUCUCGCCGACGCCGUCGAGUCCCUGCCCGACCCCGACCUCGCCCUCGCGCUCCUCUCGUGGUCGCCCACGCUCCAGGACAUGUCCCACGCGGGCGUCGCGCCCACGCGCGCCUGCCUCGGCGCGCUCGUGGCCGCCUACGCCGACGCCGGGAUGGAAGCGAAGGCCGCCGAGACGUGCGCGCGCGUCAGAGCACAGCACGGAACGCUCCCUGCGGCGCCCCACGCUAACCGCCUCCUCAGGCUCCUUGUGGAGAGGCGGCGGUGGAAGGACGCCCGCAAGCUGUAUGACGAAAUGCUUGCCGAGGAAGGCGGCGCGGAUGACUACAGCACGUGCGUCAUGGUCAGGGGCCUGUGCCUGGAAGGGCGGGUCGAGAAGGGGUUGAAGUUGAUCGAGGCGAGGUGGGGGGCCGGGUGCGUGCCGCAUACCGUGUUCUAUAAUGUCUUGAUUGAUGGGUAUUGUCGGCGCGGGGACAUGGGCAGGGCGCUGUUGCUCUUGGGUGAGAUGGAGACCAAGGCGUUACUGCCAACCGUGGUAACGUAUGGGACUCUUAUGAGCUGGCUCGGGAGGAAGGGUGACCUGGAGAAGAUUACAUGUUUGCUUUCGGAGAUGCGAGAAAGAAGGUUGUCGCCCAAUGUCCAGAUUUAUAACAGUGUCAUUGAUGCCUUAUGCAAAUGCCGGUCUGCAGCUCAGGCGAUGGCGGUCUUGAAGCAGAUGUUUGCAAGUGGCUGCGACCCAGAUGUCGUCACUUUUAAUACCUUGAUAUCUGGAUUGUGCCGGGAAGGCCGUGUUCUAGAAGCUGAGCGUCUUCUGAGGGAGGCCAUUAAGAGGGAUGUGAACCCAAAUCUAUUUACCUAUACUUCACUGAUUCAUGGCUUCUGCGCUAGAGGAGAUGUGAUGGCUGCAUCCAGUUUGCUUGUGGAAAUGAUGGAAAGAGGGCAUACUCCUGACGUCGUCACAUUUGGUGCCCUGAUUCAUGGUCUUGUUGUUGCUGGGCAAGUCAGCGAGGCCUUGCUUGUCCGUGAGAAGAUGACAGCGAGACAGCUUAUUCCUGAUGUUAACAUAUACAAUGUAUUGAUUAGUGGCCUAUGCAAGAAAAAGAUGCUUCCUGCAGCUAGGAACCUUCUCGCAGAGAUGCUCGAGCAAAAUAUCCACCCUGAUAAGUUUGUCUACACCACAUUGAUCGAUGGGUUCAUUAGGGGUGAGAGUCUUGGUGAGGCAAGGAAAAUAUUCGAAUUCAUGGAACAAAAGGGUGUCCACCCUGACGUUGUUGGAUAUAAUGCUAUGAUAAAAGGAUACUGCCAGUUUGGAAUGAUGAAUGAGGCUAUUCUAUGCAUGAACAGCAUGAGAAAGGUUGGGUGUAUUCCAGAUGAGUUUACAUAUACUACACUCAUCACUGGCUAUGGUAAACAAGGUAAUAUCAUUGGAGCUCUAAGGUUAUUGUGUGAUAUGAUGAAACGGAGAUGCCGACCAAAUGUUGUUACCUACUCGUCACUAAUAAAUGGAUACUGCAAGCUAGGUGAUACAUAUGCCGCAGAAGGUCUAUUCGCAAACAUGCAAUCUGAUGGCCUGUUUCCAAAUGUGAUAACUUAUACCAUUCUAAUUGGCAGCCUGUUUAAAAAGGAUGAAGUGAUCAAAGCUGAUGUGUAUUUCGAACACAUGUUGCUUAAUCGGUGUUCUCCUAGCGAUAUCACACUGCAUUGCUUAGUUACUGGUCUCACUAACAGUAUGGCUUGUAUCAUCAGUCCAAACUGCAGUAGUACAGUUAAGAUGCAUGACAAACAUGCUCUUUUGGACAUAUUCAAGGGUUUGGUUAAUGACAAAUGGGAUCCAAGAAAUUCAGCUUACAAUUCUAUUAUCUUUAGCAUGUGCAGACAUAAUAUGCUUGGAAAGGCAUUGGACAUAAUAGAAAAGAUGGCAAACAAAGGCUACUCACCAGAUUCUGUCACUUUCAUUUCACUUCUGUAUGGAUUUUGUUCUGUUGGCAAAUCAAAGGAUUGGAGGAGCAUCCUUCCGAAUGAAUUUCGGCGAGAUCAACUUGAGAUAGCCUCGAGGACAUUCCCGCCAGCACUUGAAGUUGGUAAUGAUAUUAGCAUGACUAGAUCUCCAGUAGAAAUGGUCUCCCUGAAGGUCAUGAUCUUGGUAUCACCUUUUCAUUUUUCUGUAGAGCCUAUGCUCAGGUUUACAGAGCAUAUUAUUCCUGAUAUCUACCUACACUGGGAGGAGCUUUAUGGACUUGCUUUGGCUGCUGGAAUUUGGUGUACACAAACACUCGACAGCGGUAAGAGUGUCCUGAAGCUGGCUGGUCUUCCAAGGGCCUACUGA
Messenger RNA from Lolium rigidum, 2748 nucleotides. RefSeq names its product pentatricopeptide repeat-containing protein At1g52620-like. Lineage: Eukaryota; Viridiplantae; Streptophyta; Magnoliopsida; Poales; Poaceae. Bases 1 to 2748 code for a protein of 915 amino acids. Gene Ontology annotation, molecular function: protein binding. The record is from RefSeq and is a predicted model, not a curated record. Gene Ontology annotation, cellular component: chloroplast. The transcript is spliced from 6 exons.